Dovyalis caffra is the source of this 1533-nucleotide messenger RNA. The record is from the annotation of a GenBank genome assembly. NCBI's taxonomy places the organism in Eukaryota, Viridiplantae, Streptophyta, Magnoliopsida, Malpighiales, Salicaceae.
AUGUCGAUGGUGCUAAUGGCUGCUAGAACUGCCACUUCCAUACUCUGUCUGAACCCGAAACAUUCAGCAUUGGGGUCAAACUCAAAGUCAAAGGCAAACAUAAAGCACUCGGGCUAUCCAACGGUGAGAAUGCAGAGGAAGACGACGACGCGGAUACAACGUCUGAUUGAAGAUGAAGGGAUAGUGUUAAUGCCAGGAUGCUAUGACGCUCUCUCAGCUGCCAUUGUUGAGAAAACCGGAUUCAGUGCGGGUUUUGUUUCGGGUUAUGCUGUCUCCGCUUCUCUCCUCGGCAAACCCGACAUUGGCCUCCUCACGCCACCCGAAAUGUCUGCCACUGCUAGGACGGUGUGUGCGGCGGCUCCCCUCAUACCGAUCAUUGCAGAUGCUGAUACUGGUGGUGGCAAUGUUCUCAAUAUUCAGAGGACUGUCAAGGACUUGAUUGCAGCUGGUGCUGCUGGAUGUUUUCUAGAGGAUCAAGCAUGGCCAAAGAAGUGCGGUAGAAUCUGCAUCACUGUUUUGUUCAUGUUCAAUUUGAUUGUUUUGGAAAUGGAGUGUGGGCAUAUGCAUGGCAAACAGGUUAUACCUGCAGAGGAGCAUGCUGCCAAAAUAGCGUCUGCCAGGGAUGCUAUUGGGGAUUCUGAUUUUUUCCUUGUGGCUAGGAGUGAUGCACGUGCAACAUCAGCAAAAACUGGUCUUUCAGAGGCCAUUUCAAGGGCUAAUUUAUACAUGGAGGCUGGAGCUGAUGCAUGCUUUGUGGAGGCACCAAGGGAUGACGAUGAGCUCAAGGAGAUUGGACGCAGAACAAAAGGCUACAGGGUUUGUAACAUGAUUGAGGGUGGGGUCACACCAUUACACACGCCAGAGGAGCUGAAGGCAAUGGGCUUCCAUUUGAUUGUGCACUCCCUUACCUCCGUCUAUGCCUCUGCCCGUGCUUUGGUUGAUGUUCUGAAAACUCUGAAGGCAAAUGGAACUACUAGGGAUAACCUCCAAAAGUUAGCUACCUUUGAAGAAUUCAACCAAUUGAUCAACUUGGAGUCUUGGUUUGAGCUUGAAGCGCGGUUGUGCCGUGAAAAGGAGCUUGUACAUUUUCCAAAGCUGAAAUCCUCUGUUCCUGAAAGUUCUGAGAACAAUUUAGGCUUCAUGGAAAAGAUAAGAGAAUUUAGGGGCAGUGCAGGUCUAGCCAUGAUCAUUUCUAAGGUUGUACUACUGUGCCUGAUUGUUCUCGCCGGACACGUUCAAGCAGCAACUUAUACAGUCGGAGGGUCUGGUGGCUGGACCUUUAAUGUGGAUAGUUGGCCCAAAGGCAAGAGCUUUAAAGUUGGUGAUACCAUUGUUUUCAAUUAUGAUCGAACAAUCCACAACGUGGUAGCUGUGAACAGUGGAGGGUACACCGGUUGCACGACGCUGGCGGGUGCAAAAGUGCAUAAAUCAGGACAAGAUCAGAUAAAACUAGUGAAGGGACAGAACUUCUUCAUUUGCAAUGUUGCUGGGCACUGUGAGUCUGGGAUGAAGAUUGCUAUUAAUGCUGCUUGA